Messenger RNA from Fusarium vanettenii 77-13-4, 576 nucleotides. RefSeq lists its product as uncharacterized. The transcript has 3 exons. The record is from RefSeq and is a predicted model, not a curated record. The coding region runs from base 1 to 576 and encodes 191 amino acids. NCBI's taxonomy places the organism in Eukaryota, Fungi, Ascomycota, Sordariomycetes, Hypocreales, Nectriaceae.
AUGGAGCCACAGCGAUCUACAAAGGCCAAGCUUGAUGAUGGGGUGCAUCGAUUCUUGGACGAGUACUUCAAGUUGUCCGAUAUCCGGGAACGUACAGCGGAAUACGUCAACAUGUUCACCGAGGAUGCGGCCUUUGUCCUAGACUCGCAGCCAUGCAAGGGGAAAGCAGAAAUCACUACCGCGAUGGAGGCCCUGUGGGCGACUAUUUCGUGGCGUAAGCACACGAUACGCGACGCAUCCCCAUACGGUAACAACCCCGACCAGGUCGAGAUCCACGGGUCCGUAGAUCUAGGGUUGCUAGACGGACAAACCAAGACUCUUGUCUUUUCCUCGAGAGGACAUUUGACUCCGGUCGAGUCUGAGUGGGGAUACAAGUGGGAUUCUUAUCAGGUCUUUAUUUCAAUCUAUCAUCAAGAGCCAAGACACAUUGUGCACUGCUCGCCAACUAGUCCCAUCGUCAAUGACGACGCUCCUCCAACACUCAAGACAUACCCUCCAACUUCCCCUCAACUCUCGGACCCCGAGACGAGUCCGGCUCGUGUCUCGGUUAUCUCCAACUUUUUAAGCAUGAUGUGA